AUGGCAACUGCUUCAACAACUUUCUCGAGCAUUAUCGAAGGUAAGGUUUUCUACACUGAAGGAAAACAUCCUGUCUACUCACACGAUAACCAUGAGGAAAUAAUUCACCACUUUUCUUACUUGACUGACAUCAAGAAGUCAGUCCCCCAAAUUGCAGCUGCAGCUGAGCAAGGUUUUGAGGAAUGGUCAUCCUUCGCAUAUGCAGAAAAAGUGAAGAUUUUUGACAAAGCUGCUAUCUUGCUUACUGAAAGGAGAGACGAAUUGAUCGCCUCGCACAAGAACAUCGGAGGUCCUACAUGGUUCUCUCACGUCAACGCAGAUGAGUCCGUCUCACAAUUGAAGGAAUACACUGGACUUCUCUCAAGACCUACGGGUGUUGUAGCUCAGUCUAUUCACACUGACCUUGCACUUACUGUAAGACAACCAAUUGGCCCAGUUCUUGCUAUUUCUCCUUGGAAUGCACCUGUUGUAUUAGCAAGUAGAGCCAUCUUGGCUCCAUUGGCUGCUGGUUGUUCUGUUAUCUUGAAGGCUUCCGAGAAGGCUCCAGAAUCUGCCUACCUCAUAGUCAGAACCUUCAUUGAUGCAGGAGUACCACCUAAGGCAUUGCAAUUAGUAUUUAUCAAGCCCGAGGACAACGCUACCUUCAUUAGCUCGAUUUUGCACACUGGUUCAAUCAGAAAGAUCAACUUCACUGGAUCAACUCUCGUUGGGAAGAAAAUUGCAGAAGUUGCCAGUAAGUACUUAGUGCCAUAUCUUAUGGAAUUAGGAGGGAAGAACGUCUCUAUUGUUGAAAAGGAUGCUGACUUAACCAAGGCAGCUGGUAGUAUUAUCUGGAGCUCGUGGUCCCACAAAGGUCAAAUAUGUAUGAGCACAGACAAGGUUUUUGUUGAAGAUUCUAUAUACGACCACUUUAUUGCCCAAUUAAAAGAGCUGGCUGCGGAUAUCGUGAAAGACCCUGACUACCAAAUAUCUCAAAGAGAUAUUACAUUCAAAAGAAAGCUUGUUGAGUUGGUAAAGGAUGCCCUAGACAAGGGUGCUAACUUGGUGUUUGGUGAACUCAAUUCUGAUGUCAACAGCAGCUCAUUCAGUCCAUUGAUAUUAGAGAAUGUCACUUCAGACAUGUUGCUUGAUUCCACUGAAUCCUUCGGACCUUUGUUUUCUGUGCAUAAGUAUGCCAAUACGAACAAACUAGUCAAGGAAUUAAACAGAGUUGACUAUGGGUUGAAGGCUUCUAUUUGGUCCCAUAAUGUUUUGGAAGCCUUAGAAACCGCAAAGAAGAUCCAUGUCGGUGGUGUACAUAUCAAUAGUCCAACUAUCCAUGAUGAACCAACUCUUCCACACGGUGGUGUUAAAUCAAGUGGAACUGGAAGAUUCAACUCGACAUGGGGAAUUGAUGACUUUUCUAUCACAAAAACUAUUACCCUAAGCCAGUGA
Messenger RNA from Scheffersomyces stipitis CBS 6054, 1434 nucleotides. RefSeq names its product aldehyde dehydrogenase (gene ALD4). Bases 1 to 1434 code for a protein of 477 amino acids. The record is from RefSeq and is a predicted model, not a curated record. Lineage: Eukaryota; Fungi; Ascomycota; Pichiomycetes; Serinales; Debaryomycetaceae. Gene Ontology annotation, molecular function: succinate-semialdehyde dehydrogenase (NAD+) activity. The transcript has a single exon.